UAAGGGGUGUGAAAAUAGUUUUGUUUGUUUACUAAUAUUGCUGAAAUAUUCUCUGGAAUUUAAACGAUUACAAAUUAAAUAUGGCACCAAGUCGAUCAAUUAGUCCAAAAAGACGCCGAAGAUCAAGAAGUUAUGAAAAGAUGUCGAUAUCAUGCAGUAGAUCACGUUCAUUGAGUAAAAGCAGAAAUUACACAAAAACAUCAAAAAACCAUUCAAAAUCACGAGACAGAGAUGGAUAUAAAAGAAGAGAUCACUCAAGAUCAUAUAAUAGACGUAAUUCGAGACAUCGCUCCAAAGAUAGAAAGGAAAAUUCUAGAGAUCCAGAUCCAGCAGAUAAUAAUAGAAAUGUAAGACGUCGAUCCAGAGAUGAUUAUUCAAAAAGCAGAAAAAGAAAUUCAGAGGAUAAACGUCGUUCAAGAUCCAGAAAUCGAUCAAAUUCCAGACAUAGAGAUAGACGACGUCAUUCAGAUGAAAGAGGUAGACGAAAACGAAGAUCCAGUAGUUCAAACGGAGAAGAAAUUGAACGAGAUGAGAAGAAUUCACGUAAAUGGAAGCAUGAUAUGUAUAUUGAGAAUCCAGCACCAAGAAGUAGACAUGGCUUAGGAUUUAAAAAGCACAAAAAUGAAGACAGUCAAGUUCAAAAAAGGGAAGAAUUCCUACAAUCAAGACGAUUAGAGCGUGAAAUAAUUGGGGAAGAAGGAAUUAGUGUUGUAUGGGGUAAAUCACCGCAAAAGGAUAUUGAUGAUGAGUCUGACAGCGAUAAAAGUGACAAGAAGAAAAAGCGCAAAAAAGAUUCCAAAAAAUCAAAAAAGAAGCACAGCAAGAGCAAAAAGAAAAAGUCAAAGAAAAAGAAGGCAAAGAAACAUAGAGAUUCAAGCUCGUCUGAAGACAGCAGUGGCGAGGAUAGUGAGGAAAAAUGGGUAGAGAAAAAUGCAGAUAGAAAGGAGUCAGGUAGACAUAAAUCCUACAAAUCAGAUGAGGAUGAUGAUGACUUUGUUGGUCCUGUAAAUAAAAACUCUACUGGAUUGAAUCAAAAAGAUUUCGGACGAGCUCUUUUGCCUGGUGAAGGUGCAGCUAUGGCAUCAUACGUUUUAGAUGGUAAAAGAAUUCCCAGAAGAGGUGAAAUUGGCUUAACUUCUGAUGAAAUUGAAAGCUUUGAAAAGGUCGGAUAUGUUAUGAGUGGUUCCAGGCAUCGUAGAAUGGAAGCAGUUCGUAUCAGAAAGGAAAAUCAAAUUUAUUCAGCUGACGAAAAGCGUGCUCUGGCAAUGUUCAGUCGAGAGGAACGUCAAAAACGAGAAAAUAAGAUUUUAUCUCAGUUUAAGGAGAUGAUAACUGCAAAAACAUCUAGUGCAAAUAAAAAGUAAC
This is a messenger RNA of Chironomus riparius, 1365 nucleotides long. NCBI's taxonomy places the organism in Eukaryota, Metazoa, Arthropoda, Insecta, Diptera, Chironomidae. The record is from the annotation of a GenBank genome assembly.